AUGGCAGAGGUCGAACUCAAAGACGCCGGCAAAGACUUACCGGCUCAGUCCCCGGUGACACCGACGUCGGAGGACAAGACGUUGGGCCGAAACGAGGCCGGUUCCUCCGCCGCUACGUCUCCUUCUACGGAGCCCUCAGCCAAAGCCGGGGACGGGACUCCGGGUUUGCUCACCCCAAACGCCGCAAAGCUGCCCCAGGCGUCGGCUAUGAAGCGAACCGACCCCCAGCAGAACGGCGGGGAGGCUUUCGUGAACCGGGACGGCACCGUGGCCGAGGCUCCGCGGAUGAAAAAGGCAAGUUGGGGCGGCGGUUUUUCCCAACCGGAGCGGCGCGUGCUGGCGGUUUUUGGACGUUCGCGGAGCCUCGCGCCGCAUUGGAGGCUCGCGGUGGGAAGCAUUGUGUGGCGAUGCUAG
This is a messenger RNA of Menidia menidia (Atlantic silverside), 414 nucleotides long. The record is from the annotation of a GenBank genome assembly. NCBI's taxonomy places the organism in Eukaryota, Metazoa, Chordata, Actinopteri, Atheriniformes, Atherinopsidae.